UUAAUAGUUAUUUCCUAUUGUAAAUAAUAUUAUUUUUCUUGAUUGAAUUCACUUGGCAAGUGAUAUAAAAAACAUUAAAAAUUAAUAAUAUGUUUUACAUAUGUUUUUUAGACAAUUACAAAACUCGCUAAUUGUUCAAUAAAUUCAAAUUAGACUCUGUUGUAAGUAAUAAACUAAUCAGUGAAUUGAUUAUUAAUCGACAUGGAACCACCAGAAAAAUUUCCAUUUCCAUUCCCUCCAUAUCCGAUUCAGACUGAUUUUAUGAAAAAUCUGUAUGUUUGUUUGGAAAAUGGAAAUUUAGGCAUUUUCGAAAGUCCCACAGGAACUGGUAAAACAUUAUCAAUCAUAUGUGGUGCAAUAAAGUGGCUAGUAGAUCAUGAGGAAAAUAAGAAAAAUUCCUUGUUGGCUGAAAAAGUAAAAUUAGAUAUCAGAAUUAAUGAAUUGCAAAAGAAAAUGGAAAGCGAUUGGUUUUUUGUCCAAACAGAGCAAAUAAAAUUAAAUACAGAGAAACAAGCUGUACAAAAUAAAUUAGAUGUUAUUACAAGGCAAGAGGAAAAACUAGCAAAGUACAAGGAGUUAAUCAAAAAGUACAAAGAAACUAAUGAAAAGGAAAAGCAUUAUGAUAAAUGGAAAAACUCUAAGAGCAGUGAUAAAAAGGAACUUGAGAGCAAAGAAAUUGAUGCAAUUGAAGAAGAUUUUGUCGACAUGAAUCUCAUUUUGAAAGACAUUGAUGAACAAUCUAACUAUUCUGAGGAAGAAGAGGAUGGUGCAGAUGAUAUUAAACAUAGCAAAAUAUUUUUCUGCUCAAGAACUCAUUCUCAACUGUCUCAAUUUGUAGAAGAGCUUAAAAAAAGUCCAUACUCUGAAAAAGUCUCUUUAGUAUCUUUAGCAUCAAGAAACAAUUACUGUAUAAAUCCAUCAGUGAAAGCUUUGAAAAAUAUGAGUAUGAUGAACGAGCAGUGUCAGCAGUUGCAGAAAAAGAAAUCUACAUCAAAAAAAGAAAAAGAUCUUAAACGGUCUAAAACUUCAACCUCUUGCCCUUUUAUGCCUGGAAAUCAACCUUUAUUAAUAGCAGAAAUUAUAAUGAGUGUAAGAGACAUUGAGGAUACUGUAAAGAAAAGUGAAGAGUUAAAAACAUGUCCUUAUUACUCUACAAGAAAGUCAGUGGAAGAUGGACAAGUGAUAUUAGUUCCAUAUAAUUCUAUUUUACAUAAGACAACAAGAGAUAGCUUAGGGAUCAAGUUGAAAAAUAAUAUUUUAAUUGUUGAUGAGGCACACAAUUUAUUAGAAGCUAUUGAAAGGAUGCACAGUGUUACUGUUACUGGAAAAAAUAUUCUUCAUUGUUACAAUCAGUUAUCUCAGUAUCAAAAAAAGUUUGAAACUGUUUUGACAGCUAAGAACGUAUUGUUUUUAAGUCAACUAAAUUUCUGCUUAAAAAAGUUAAUCAAAGUACUAGGAGGAACUUCAAAAUCUCAUCCAGAUGAUAAAAUUACGAAAGUAUCAGACACUAAAUUAUAUGGCAUUGAAGAUUUUGAAGCUAUGGCAGAGAUAGACACAGUCAAUAUAUUUGAUCUAAUUGAUUUCAUUCAGAAAUCUAAAUUAAUUCAUAAACUACGUGGGUAUGCAGAGAAAUAUGAACAUGAUCCUAUUGUCAAAGAAAAUGUGGAAGAGAAGAAAGGAGUUACAGCUUUUCUCCAAUCUUUGCAAAAAAAGGACAGUUCUGAUGUAAAGCAAAAUACUGUAAUAAAACCUAUAGAUGAGAAAGAAAAAGAGCAAAUUACCAGUUCUUUGAUAAUAAUUACAAGUUUCUUAGAAACUUUAAAAACUAAUUGCUCUGAUGGUAGGAUUUUUGUAACGCCUGGAGAUACAAUUGGUAAAGGAUAUUUAAAGUUUCUGUUACUAAAUCCUGCAGCUCAUUUUUCAGAGAUAAUACAGGAAGCGCGAGCUGUUGUUUUAGCUGGUGGAACCAUGGAGCCAAUGUCAGAAUUCAAAGAGCAGUUGUUCAUUGGUGCUGGAGCUAAAUCCGAGAGAAUCAUUACUUUUUCCUGCGAUCAUGUAAUACCAAAAGAAAAUAUUUUGACUUGCAUCAUGAAGACAGGGCCAACUGGAAUGGAGUUUGAGUUCAACUAUCAAAAUAGGCAAAAUGUUAAAAUGUUAAAUGAAUUAGGAAGAACACUAGUCAAUUUAUGCAACAUUGUACCAGCGGGUAUAGUAGUGUUUUUGCCAUCGUAUGGUUAUGAAGAAUUAUUAUUCAAACAUUUAGACUCAACAGAAGUAUUGGCAAAAAUUCGUAAGAAAAAGUCUAUUUUUCGAGAACCAAAAGUUGCUACUCACGUAAAUCAAGUUUUAGAAAAAUAUGCGAGUGCAAUAAGAAAGCCGAUGAAACCACAGAAUGGUUCGAUAUUAUUUAGUGUAGUAGGUGGUAAAUUAAGUGAAGGGCUAAACUUUUCUGAUGACCUGGGACGAUGCGUCAUAGUUGUUGGUAUGCCUUAUCCGAAUAUCAAAUCCCCGGAGUUACAAGAAAAAAUGAAGUAUUUGAAAGAGAAUGUUAGUCCCAACGCUGGUACAAUCUACUAUGAGAACACAUGUAUGAAGGCAGUGAAUCAGUGUAUCGGUCGUGCAGUUCGUCACAUCAAUGACUACGCAACAGUGGUUCUACUGGACAAACGUUAUGCUAACAAAACUAACUCACUACCUGGUUGGAUCAGACGUAGUCUCGACAUAUAUACAACAUUCGGAAGCGCUGUUCAGGUGAUUGCUAAAUUCUUUGCUGCCAAGAAAAAAGAUGAAUUAAAAUGAGUUAAUGAAAUUUGUGAUUACUUACAUUAUUUAUUGAUUAUUUUUCGUAAUAUUGGCUAUGAUAUAAUGAGCAGAAGGAUGUUUUCAUGCAAACAAGUUUUAUGCGAAUAGUGUUAGUUAGUAAAGUAUUAUUUUAUUACGUUUUUUACUUAUAACGAUGUUCGUACACAUUAAAUAUAAAUAUUUAACUUACUUUUAUCGCAUAAAGAAACAUAUCUGUUACAUAAAUUUUGUCAUAAAUUGUCAAAUAGGUAAAAAAUAAAAAAAGUUGUUCUUUUAGAAUCACUCGCUUUUGGUGUAUGUUUUUAACGUAUGUUAUGUUUUUUUACACAUUUAAUGUAAAUAUCUAAUUUACUUUUAUUAC
This is a messenger RNA of Phymastichus coffea, 3163 nucleotides long. Its product is annotated as ATP-dependent DNA helicase DDX11. Gene Ontology annotation, cellular component: nucleus. Gene Ontology annotation, biological process: nucleobase-containing compound metabolic process; establishment of sister chromatid cohesion. Gene Ontology annotation, molecular function: DNA binding; hydrolase activity, acting on acid anhydrides, in phosphorus-containing anhydrides; ATP binding. The transcript has 9 exons. The record is from RefSeq and is a predicted model, not a curated record. Bases 202 to 2799 code for a protein of 865 amino acids. Lineage: Eukaryota; Metazoa; Arthropoda; Insecta; Hymenoptera; Eulophidae.